Rosa rugosa (rugosa rose) is the source of this 1069-nucleotide messenger RNA. RefSeq names its product transcription factor MYB7-like. Lineage: Eukaryota; Viridiplantae; Streptophyta; Magnoliopsida; Rosales; Rosaceae. The record is from RefSeq and is a predicted model, not a curated record. The transcript is spliced from 3 exons. The coding region runs from base 73 to 879 and encodes 268 amino acids.
GUGACAGAGCAGAGAGAUAGAGAUCAUAGAGACAGUGAGAAAGAGAAAGUAAUAUAUUAUAUAUCCGUCGAAAUGGGAAGGUACUCUGGUUUCGAAAAGGGGGGAUUGAAGAAAGGUGCGUGGUCUGCUUGCGAAGACCAGGUUCUCAAGGACUACGUCAAAAAGCACGGUCCAGGCAAAUGGGGAAAAGCAUCAAGGGAGACCGGUUUGAAGAGAUGUGGGAAGAGUGUGAGAUUGAGAUGGUUGAAUUACCUGAGGCCCGGUAUCAAGAGAGGCAAGAUUACAGAAGAUGAAAAAGACCUUAUCAUCAGGAUGCACACACUCUUAGGCAACAGGUGGUCAUUGAUAGCAGGAAGGAUUCCGGGCCGAACUGACAAUGAAAUAAAGAACUACUGGAAUUCCAUUCUAAGGAAGAACGUGGGAGAAGAAAGAGAGAGAGAAUCAGAAGUGUCGAGAAACGAGAUGAUCAAGGAGAACUUGCCAUCCCUCGUUGGCGACGAUGGUCAUCCACAUUUGACCAAAUGCGAUGAAGUUCUUAGAGGAGGAGGAGGAUUGGUGUGUUUUGCCAGCGAUGUUAAUGUAGAAGAAGACCACCGGCGUCAUUGUCUUGGUGGUACUAGUACCGAUACUACUACACUGAGUCCCGGAGUGGGAGUCGAAAUCGGAGGCGGGGCAAACAAUGAUAUUCAACCAACAGGAGAUGAUCUCAAUUAUAACGCUAUGACCUGGAAAGAUUCGAUAAUGGAUCUGAAUGGAGGCCAACUCGACAUAUCUGAAUUCCUCCAAAGUGACUUUUCGACGUUUUGGGAUUCAGAUGGGCUCAUGAAUUUUGAAAUCGGAGGUUGCAGCACCAUGAAUUAUGAGUUGCCAAAUAAUUAGGAUGGUUAAUUAUCUUUCCGGAGCUUUUUUCUUUUUUUUUUUGUUGAAACUGAAUAAUUUAUUACUUGGGGAAUUAACCCUCCAUAUAUAGAUAGUACAUCAUUACGCCACUAUAUGGGCUAUUACAUAUCCAAACGUGAAAGUCAUGAAUCAUAAGCGGAAAUUGAUUCUCGCAUGUAUUAAUUCUUAA